AAAAUCGUAAACUAAGAAUUGUAAAAAUAAAAUAAUACUAUUUAAAUCUAACUUUUUUUAAUGAAUUACCAGUCGACUAGGAUAAGAGCAUAAAAUAACGUUUCAUUAUCUUAAAAAUCAAAUACUAGCAGGGUUUUUUCUCAUAAAUCAUCAAUAGAAAACAUACCAAUCUAGAUUCUCUAAUAAUAAUUAAACACAAAUUAGUCUCCUCAUUUCAAAUAAAAUAAAAGUUAAUAUUCUUUUAUGGAUAGCAUUUAGAAUACAAAGUCUCAUAAAGUUUAUAGACAAGGAUAAAGCUCAUUAAGUUCCUUAAAAAUCCUAUAAAAUACUGAUUCUAAAAGAAAUUCAUUUUGCUUGUAGCAACCAUAAAUUUAUCCUAUAAAAAUUAUGGAAAAAAAUCAUCUUAAAAAUUUAAGCCAUUAUUCUCCUUUGUAAAGCUAAAAUAAUCUACCUUAAACACCCUCAAAUCAAUCAAUCAUUAUUAGAAAUGAAUCAUAAGAAAAUAUAGAUGGCUUGAAUAUUAGUAAAGAAAAAGAAAGCAAAAAUAAUUAAUAGGGAAUAAUUAAGGAUUUAGAAAAUAAAGUAGAAGUUCUUUAAAGUUAGAUUAAAGAAUAAUGUGAUAAAUUAGAGGAAUAUUAAAAAAAAUUUGAAACUUUGUAAAAAAUUGUUGAUUCUUAAGUGAGUUAGAUAUAACUUUAAUAAUCAUAAAAUAAGUCUUUAGAAGAAGAGAUUGAAAAAUUAUAAGAGAUAGUAUUAGAAAAACAAUAAUUAUUAGCUUCACUAUAAAAUGAAUAAUAGCCUCAAACUAUCAAAGUUGAGGAGUUUGAAGCAGUAAAACUUGAAAGAGAUGAACUUAAAAAAACCAUGAAUAAAAUUAUGGCAAGUGUUGAAAAAGUCCUUCAAGAAAACUAAUAAUUAAAUGAAUAGAAUUUGGAAGCAAGUAAAUAAAAAUAACUUUGCAUCAGCUUAUAAGAGUAGCUGAAUGUAAAAGAAAAACAAAUACUAUAAUUUAAUUAACAUAUUGAAGCAUUGAAUGAAAAUCUUUUUAAAGAAUUGAGCUUUUUAUAAUAAGAAAAAGAUUAGCAAACACAAGAAAUAGAAAAGCUUAAAAAUUAAUUGUAAAAUUAAAAAGAAUAAAAUUAAGAAAUAAAUUUGGAAAUUAUCUAAAUGAAAGGCUAAAAAUAAUAUAUUGAAAUGAAUAUGCCUAAAAUUUUAGAUUAAAAUGAAGAUUUGUAAAAAAAAAUUGGAUUUUAUGAAUAAAGAAUUAAAACUUUAGAAAUUCAAAUAGAAAAGCUAGGACAUGAAAACUAAAAUUUAGUUUUAUAAAUAAAAGAAUUAUAGGAAAAAUAAGAGAAUGAAAUUAUAUAGUAAGUAGAUGAAUUAGAAUUGCGAAUCUUAGAUUUAGUUUAAGAAAAUUAAUCAUUAAGCUUUUUAUUAUAAUAAUAAAUUAAGAUUUAAUAAAAAUAAUUAGAUAACUAAAUUUGA
Tetrahymena thermophila SB210 is the source of this 1485-nucleotide messenger RNA. RefSeq lists its product as hypothetical. The record is from RefSeq and is a predicted model, not a curated record. The transcript has 2 exons. Lineage: Eukaryota; Ciliophora; Oligohymenophorea; Hymenostomatida; Tetrahymenidae.